This is a messenger RNA of Scaptodrosophila lebanonensis, 1454 nucleotides long. RefSeq names its product zinc finger protein 436-like. Gene Ontology annotation, molecular function: DNA-binding transcription factor activity; zinc ion binding; RNA polymerase II cis-regulatory region sequence-specific DNA binding. Lineage: Eukaryota; Metazoa; Arthropoda; Insecta; Diptera; Drosophilidae. The record is from RefSeq and is a predicted model, not a curated record. Gene Ontology annotation, cellular component: nucleus. The transcript has 4 exons. Gene Ontology annotation, biological process: regulation of transcription by RNA polymerase II. The coding region runs from base 78 to 1430 and encodes 450 amino acids.
CCACUAAACGAUACGUGCUAGUUAAAGAUAAUAAUAGGGUAAAUUAUAGCAAUAAAACGCAAUAAAUGUGAACAACAAUGUCGGUUCGCUGCAGAACUUGCGGCGAGAUUAUAGUUAAUCUGAAUGCAAAGCCGCUGUUUAAUCAAGUUGAGGACGAAAUUCUACGCAAGAUCGAAGCUAUCACUGGCAUCUGGUUAAGCGACGAACCAGGUAUGCCUGAAAAUAUUUGCGCCUGCUGUCUGUUGGACUUAAACCAUGCGAUAUCAUUUCGAGAACGGUGUAUAAAAACAAAUCGCCUUUUGUUCAGUGCAAAACAAGGGAAAUAUGCAGACUUUAUGAAGGAACACAAUGUUGAGUUGGGUAAUAUAGACCCGUUGGACAGUUUUGAAAUUUAUGAAGAUUCCGAAGACCUAGAUGGAGCAGUUAAUGUUAAAAUACAAUUGUCACCGAAUAUACAACCUCCUGUGCCUGCAAAUAUCAGUGUCAUGAAGCGACGAAUAUCACCUAUGCUCGCGCACAUUCUUAAAGAGGAGCGUGCACUUGCAAAUGCCAAAUGCUCUAUUCCUGUUAGUAAUAAACGACACCAUACUGAUGUGCCCGCACAAAGAACACUACAGCCUCGAGCAGUAGAUCAAUCAGAAACAACUCAAAUUUGCAAGGCGUCUAGCAUCAGUAAAAUAUUGCCAAAAGAUUUAGGUAAUAUCAGCUCAACUGGGCGAUUUGAGAAUGGAACUGGACAGUUUGAAAAAAUUAACCUUUCAAACAAAACUUUUAAAAAACCCACAAAUUCAGCCAAAAGAAGUAUCUCCGAGAAGAUUACAAAGAGCGAUUCAACUAAAACCCCUGAGUUCAAGGGUUACGUGUGUGACCAAUGUGGAAAGCGUAUCAAUAAUAAAAGUAAUUUAAAACAACAUUUAGUGCGUCACACGGGUAUUAAAAAAUUCCAAUGCCAGGAAUGUGAUAACAAAUAUUUUACACUGCAUUUACUAAAAUUGCAUAUAAGAGUGCGUCACAAAGGGGAGAAGCCAUACGGAUGCAAUUAUUGUGACCAACGUUUCUACACAAGUCCUAGUCGCUGUCGACAUGAAAGGACACAUCUGAGUAAACCGCCGUUUGAGUGUGAAAUUUGUAGCAAAGGUUUCUUAUCCAAAUCGUGCUUGGUAAAGCAUCAGAUCCUUCACACAGGCGAACGGCCUUUCCGAUGUGAUAUCUGCAAUAUAGCUUUUCAGAGAAGUGAAUAUUUAAGAAUUCACAACCGGUCUAAAAUGCAUCUUAAAAAAGCUGGCGAGGCCUACGAUAAACGGAAUGAUACAUCCAAAUAUGAUGGUUCCGAAGACGAUUGUAUUUUAGAAGAUGUUAACGAAGAUGACAUUAUUACCGAAGAAGACAUGGAGUUUUAUGAUGUAAUUAUAGAAGAGCUGGAAUCUUAAAUAAACCGUCAUAGUAAAGUGUAA